This is a messenger RNA of Camelina sativa (false flax), 1206 nucleotides long. The record is from RefSeq and is a predicted model, not a curated record. Lineage: Eukaryota; Viridiplantae; Streptophyta; Magnoliopsida; Brassicales; Brassicaceae.
GAUAAAUACUACAUAAGUCGAUUUCUGCACACAAUUAGCAACCGACAGAACCAAGAGAGAAAGAGAGAGAUGGAAGAAGAGUUGACAAACUUAAUCAAGGUAUGGAUCUCUGCCUUAAUCUCCAUAUCUUACUGUUACUACAUCUCUUCAAAACUCCCCAAGGGUUUUAUACGUCUCCUCUCUCUUCUUCCCAUCUUCAUCACCUUUCUUCUUCUUCCCCUCCUCCUCUCUUCUGUUCACUUCUGCGCUAUCUCAGCUUUCUUCUUCACAUGGCUCGCAAAUUUCAAGCUCCUUCUCUUCGCUUUUGAUCAAGAACCUCUAAGCCCACUUCCCUCAAAUCUCUCCCGUUUCUUCUGCUUCUCUUGUUUCCCCAUCAAAACCAAUAUUCGAAACCCUUCUUCAAAUCGAAUCUACAACAAACCUAUCUCCAAAUGGGUUCUUGCUAUCAAACUUUUGAUAUUUUCCUUCAUAUUACAUUUGUAUAGUAACAACUAUGAUAGAUCCCAGUCCGCUUUCUUGGCUCUCUUUAUCAUCCAUGUUUACCUUGAGGCAGAACUUAUCUUAGUCUUCGUCCGUGCCUUGCUCUCUACACUUCUUGGUUGUGAUCUCGAACCGGUCUUCAAUGAACCUUACUUAGCCACUUCUUUACAAGACUUCUGGAGCCGUAGAUGGAACCUCAUGGUCCCAGCCGUACUCCGUCCAGCCGUUCACGUACCGGUUCAGCGAGUUACUGCACCGUUACUAGGUCUACACUUGGCUUUCUAUGCUGGAAUGUUAGCCACGUUUCUUGUCUCAGGGUUAACGCAUGAGCUGAUUUACUUUUAUUUGAUCCGUAAACCUCCAACUUGGGAAGUCACUUGCUUCUUUCUGUUGCAUGGAGUUGUAACUUCCGCGGAGAUAGCUAUAAAGAGGACGCGGUGGCUUCCUCGGCCGCACCGGGCGGUCUCGGGUCUUGCGGUUGCGGCGUUUGUGCUCGUUACUGCCGGUUGGUUGUUUUACCCUCAAGUGUUGAGAAAUGAUGUGCAUAAGAGGGUGAUAAAUGAAUGUUUAUUGGUGAUUGACGUUGUUAAACACAUGUUGUCCAUAUUUUUAAUGUAACGUCUAAUUAGAAGAAGAGUUUCUCUUUAUCCUCAUCAUUGUUAUUAUCGCCAAAGCCUCACAUGCGUUACAAAUUUGGACACUCCAAUGAAGUCAAUGAUUAUUGUG